This is a messenger RNA of Thlaspi arvense, 292 nucleotides long. The record is from the annotation of a GenBank genome assembly. Lineage: Eukaryota; Viridiplantae; Streptophyta; Magnoliopsida; Brassicales; Brassicaceae.
ACCCUGAAAAUCACGCCGAACCGCUGCCCAGAUCACACCAGAGCUGCCGCCACUGUCUCUGACCAAGCCAAAGCUUAUGCACUUGUUUCCGUAAGCGUGAGGAGAAGCGUGCAUGAGACAACACCGAGCCACCGUGUUCUCGAUCACGCUGCCACCAUUCACCGUCGCCGUUACUUAAGCUCCAAGCUUCGUCCGCUCUACUUAUUUCCUGUUGUUGGUGUUGCUACGUCAUUGUCCGUGCCGUAAGCUUUCUCUUCUCCAUUGUUGUUUAUGAAUGGUGUGUGGUGUUUAG